CGCCUUGCCUGCUCAUCAUGUUUCUCCUCACCUGGUGGCCAGCACUGAUAGCUGUAGUACCCAUUUUUCUUCUGCUACUUUACAGCUUCCACAGGAAGCCUGGCCUCUCAGUGUUUGGUAAUGACUGGACCAACCAGUUAACGACUAGCUCUGAUGAACUUUGUGGACGCCUUUACCAAGAUCAGUCUUAUGAUGAGACCCGAGACAUUCAGGAUUCAGAGGACCAUGUGAAAGGGUUGAAUGCACGGAAGAUCCAUUCCUUUUACACAGCCAUCUCUGCACUGGAGCUUCGAGCUGGGGCACAGAGUCUCAUGCAGGAAUGGAUGCCUUGGAGAAAGAGGUGGGGACUGCCAAAUCCAGAGCAGGGUUGACAGUACUUAUCCCCUAUCUGCUGACUCGACAGAAGAAAUGAGCCCGAAGCCUGUUUGAGUUUUUGUGAGCAACCCUCCUGGAUGCCUAGAGGAGAAGCGCAGAGUGAGCCAGGCACAAGGGGAACAUGAAGCCAUGUUCCAGGUCAAGGGAUAGCUUGUCCUCCACUGUGUGAGUGGGAGGAAGUGACAAGAGGAAUGGCAGGGAGUUCAAGCUGUUCACCCAACAUACUCUCCAUUGUCUCUUCUUCUGCUAGGAUUCACUCUGUCCUCAAACGAGUCCAUCUAGGUUUCCAGGUGGUGGAAGUGCUUCUAGAACUCACAGGAAAACUGAAGGAGAAAAGGUCAGGACCCCCCCAACUACUCUACUGUAUUCUUUUUCUUGUCUUACCUUCUCUCACACAGCCGAGAGGCUUAAUGUGCUAUGAUCUGAUGACCUACAACUUAACCAGAGAGGCUGCAUUGGAAGAUAGAGGGUGAGAGGAUGCUGAAAUAGGGCUUAAAAAAAAAAAGCUGUAGCACUAGGGACUAACCAGGGGAAAAUGGAGUAACUCUAGUGUUCAAUGGAAUGGCUAGGGUUGAGCUGACCAAAGGGAAUAUGGUGAAACAGCGCAGAGAACCAAGAAAACACAGACACUCUGUGGUGUUUGAACCUGGGAAUUCUGUGGGAUGGCAAAGACUACCUUUGCUUUGGGCUAAGCCUGAGCUUUCCUCCCAUGUCUGCAGCUGAAAGACAUUUGAAGAUCUGGUGGCCUCACAUCUGCUACAGGAGUUACCAUUAGAGAGAAAACUGGACUCAAUCUCCUCUAUUGCUUCUGCUCCUCUAGGGAACAUCUCUGAGCACGAGCUGUAGGCUAAUCAAAGGAAGGUAUUUAGGUCUCUGGAUGAUCAGUUUUUCACAAUGACUAGCUCAUCUCUGACUCAUUUGCCCCUCCCCUCCCUACAAUCUGUACAUCAGAUGCGUCUCCAUGAAGUCCUGCAGCAAUGAAUAUUGCCAAGAGGCCGCCCUUAUCAUUAUGUGAGUCUAGGAAGAUGCCAAAUGGCAAAAGAAAUAGAUCCCAGGUACUAGUGUGGGGAAUCCCUAAUAACCAGAGAAACCUAAAGUGUGUUGUCUUACUUUCUGACACCACAUGUCAACAAUAGGAUCCUCUGCCUGUGGCCCCAAGAUCAGUCUGUCCUGGGACCCUGUACAUAGCAUGGUUGGAGAUAUUGUCUUGGGGCUUGACUGCCCCCAUCACCUUUAUCCAUGGAAACCAAUAGGACACACUUUGCAUUGCCAGUGAUAGCUGCAGACAAAGGAAGGAAGAGAAGACCCAGGAAACCACAGUCCUAGCUCCAGGAGGACUUUAGGAGGACUUCCCAGCUCUCCCCUCCCAAGCCCACAACAGGGUAUACAACUUCAAAGAGGGGUUCCCUCUCCCAGAUCUCCACCACCUCAAAACUAUUAAAAAAUUUUUUUUCAACUAAACAUCUAGGGCUAAUGUGCAAUGAUGACUUCUUUGCUCCCCAUUUAUACAACCAGCUCCCUGCUCCUCCCAAAUAGGAUUUCAAUGAACAAACAUCUUCAGAAAUAUCCAGGAAAGGCAGUUCAACCCCCCCCCCCCCAGUCCUUAGCUUUACAUCCAACCAUUUCUGUUGCCAAAUUUCUGAUGUCAAACAACCUUUUUGUGUAUUUUCAAUACAUUUCCUUUCUCAUCCUGAA
Vombatus ursinus (common wombat) is the source of this 2070-nucleotide messenger RNA. Its product is annotated as solute carrier family 12 member 3-like. The record is from RefSeq and is a predicted model, not a curated record. The coding region runs from base 18 to 371 and encodes 117 amino acids. Lineage: Eukaryota; Metazoa; Chordata; Mammalia; Diprotodontia; Vombatidae. The transcript is spliced from 5 exons.